CAUUUGUCACACCAUUUGUAUAACGCUUUCAAACGCUUAUAACAAUUAACUCGUCAUUCAAUUGACUAUUAAAUCAAUUCAAUUGAACGCCAAUCCAAUCCAUACAAACAAAUACAAUGGGUGUCCAUCACGUGGCAGACAAGGCGGACUUUGAUGGUCAAUUAGCGGGCGCGGGUGGCAAAUUGGUGGUGGUAGACUUCUACGCGACCUGGUGCGGGCCCUGCAAAAUGAUUGGUCCCGUUUUGGACAAAAUGAGCGACGAGUUGGCGGCGGAAGUGGUGUUCCUGAAGGUCGAUGUGGACGAGAACGAAGACAUCGCCACC
Molecule: messenger RNA, 323 nt
Organism: Medioppia subpectinata
Lineage: Eukaryota; Metazoa; Arthropoda; Arachnida; Sarcoptiformes; Oppiidae
Source: the annotation of a GenBank genome assembly